This is a messenger RNA of Lepisosteus oculatus (spotted gar), 4750 nucleotides long. RefSeq names its product XK related X-linked (gene xkrx). Lineage: Eukaryota; Metazoa; Chordata; Actinopteri; Semionotiformes; Lepisosteidae. Gene Ontology annotation, cellular component: membrane. The record is from RefSeq and is a predicted model, not a curated record.
ACAACAGCUGAGUCACUGAUCUGAAUCCCAUUCUAUACUAUAAUAAGCUAAUCACAGACCCCAGAGAUCUAAUUACAUCCUUCGAAAGCUAAGAAUGUCUUAUUCUAAAAAGCACCGACUCCACCAUCCCCUGAAUGGUAGAAGGAUAAAAGCAAAAAGGAGAACUGGAUAAGAUACAGCACAACAAACAGAUACCAAUGACCAGAAAACCUGCAAGGGACAUUAUGGGGACAUAAUAGCAGGACGUUGAAGGUCUAAAAAUGAUCGCGCUCCGUGCUCUUCUUCAGUCGAAACCCGGGGGUGUCUAGGACCCAGAGGGAGCCCGCAUUGACCGGGCGAGGAGCAGUCACACCUGCUUGGUGCGAUCAGCGUCGCCUAGUCCCUCGCACAAGUUUGCCGAGGGGCUCCGGCGACGAAGCGGUUGUUGAAGGAUUAAUCAAUCGACCGCCUUCGUGUUUGGAACCGCCGGAUCGGGGCGCCUUGCCGGUCACUACCGAACAGCAGCAGAUUCAAGAUGCGCCGUGCUGAGCGAUCAGGAAUACAGGACCGACGGGCGGUGCGGUGAGAGACUCCUCGCCAGUUUCCGUUUUAUUUGUGCCUGGAGGGGGAAAGAGCGACGACAUUUAUCUUGGUAAAUAAAAGGGCGGAGGCGCACGGUAAGGCCGUGCUUCAAAGCAUUGCUGGCGAAGCGGGAUCUGUUAGUAUCGGCAGCUGUCACGCUGGCCGAGGGCUGCAGAGGCUGCUUGCUGCCUGCGAUCUGUGUUGUCAUCUGGGCAGCCACCAUGCUCCUCCGUGCAACGCGAGAUGAGUAACUGUGUUCUCGCAAGACACGGAGAGGUUGUUCGGGGGGUGCAGGAGAACACAACAAAAGGCCGUCCCUAGGGUGCUUCAGAAUUGAGUAGGCGUGAUAAAAGGACCACCACAACAACAACAGCAGAAACAAGACCGAACAACUUUUUUUUUGCCGUCUCUUUUGCUCUGAGUGUGGCCUGACAGAGGGGGAGGAUGACUAACAUGUGCGAAGGUGCCGAAACAGAAAUUCUGGACCAGAACCACCGGCCGCCCUCCCCCGAGCAGAGCGAGGCGGGGCUCGGGUUCGAGCCGGACAGCAGCAGGCCGCAGCCCCCCUACAGCGUGGUCCUGGCCACCGCGCUGUACUGCGCCGAGUUCAUCACCGCCGCCGUGCUCUGCAGCAUCUACGACCGGAGCGGGGACCGGUUCUGGAUGGCCUUCACCAUCACCUUCAUGCUGGUGCCGGCUGUGCUGGUCCAGCUGGCCCUCACCUUCAUACACCGGGACCUGGGCAGAGACCGGCCGCUGGUCCUCUUUAUGCACAUCCUGCAGAUGGGACCCGUCAUCAGGUGCGUCGAGGCCCUGAUCGUGUACUUCCGGUCUGGAAAGGGGGAGGAGCCCUACGUCACCAUCUCCAGGAAGAUCCGGCUGAAACACGGCCAGGGCACCCCCACGGAGUGGGAGAUCGGGCACUCGGAGCGCACGCUGGCAACGCACCGCAACGCUUUCAAGCGCACCGCCGUCAUCCAGGCCUUCCUGGGCUCCGCCCCCCAGCUCACCCUGCAGCUGUACGCCACCAUCCAGGAGAAAGGCCUGACGGCCACCACCAGAGUCGUCCUCAUGGCCAUCGCGCUGCUCUCCAUCACCUACGGCGCCCUGGUCUGCAGCACCCUGGCCAUCCAGAUCAACUACGACGACUACAAGUAUAGGCUGCGGCUGCCGGCCUACGCCUGCAUGGUGCUGUGGCGUGGUUUGGAGAUUGCCACUCGCGUGACAGUGCUGGUGCUCUUCAGCACGGCGCUGCCCGUCUGGGUCGUGCCCGUGGGGCUGGCCAACCUCCUCUUCCUCUUUUUCCUGCCCUGGGUGGAGUUCUGGGCGAAGAGGGCGGCGCUGCCGGAGAACGUGGAGAAGAACUUCAGCAAAGUGGGCACCACUGUGGUGCUGUGCCUGGUCACCUUCCUCUACGCCUGCAUCAACAUGUUCUGCUGGUCAGCCGUGCAGCUGGACCUGGCCGACAGGGACCUCAUCGACAAGUCGCAGAGCUGGGGCCGCCUGGCCGUCUACUACGUGGUGCGAUUCGCGGAGAACACCAUCCUCAUCGUCCUCUGGUACUUCUUCAAGACCGACUUCUACGAGUACAUCUGCGCCCCGCUGCUGGUGGUGCAGCUGGUCGUCUGCUACAGCCUGGCCAUCCUCUUCAUGCUCGUCUUCUACCAGUACUGCCACCCCUGCCGCAAGCUCUUCACGCACAACGUGGCCGACUGCCUGAGGUGCGUCUGCUGCCGAGAGAGGCCCCGGGCCCUUCCGCCCCCGUCGCCAGCAGCCCCUGACCUCCCCUGCGAGCCGUGUGCCCGUGAAACGGACAUCACCGACGACGCCAUCAUGGACGCAGCGUGAGCUCCCCCUGCUGGUGGGGCAGACUCGUGUCAAGCCUGGUCUCGGCGGGAAGCUGCGGAGGCCUUCUGUGCGCUCCUCACUCCGGGGCGGCUGGUGACGGGGGCGAGGAGCGCAGCUCACUCACUGGCGCGUCUUCGCUGGAGCCGCCGGGGGCUGGCGACCCGACGGCGAACCAGGACGUCUGGCAGGAAGCGCUGCCUGCAUGUUUUAAAUAAAUGCAAAAUUGAUUUUUGAUUGGAAUCACUUUUUUGCUCUGGCUUGUUUGGAACCGUCGUGUAGGCAAAACCUUAAUCACGAUUCUAUAUUUAGGUAACUCAGGUGAAAACAAUGUGUUACUUUGCCUUGUAAUGUUUUUCUUUUUUCAUUUUUGAUUCUCACGGCCUGUUGACCUCUGGAGACCAAAGAAGGUGUUCUACGAAUUUCUCAAUAAUAGCCUCAAACAUCAACAUUGAAAUACUAUAUUGGGGGACCCUUUUCAUUUCAGGAUUCAUAGGCAGUUUGGUGCCAAAUUCCCGCAGUGAGUGGGAGACGCAACCUUUACGAGAGCCACUGUUUCACUAGCAGCUGUCCAGGUGACCAGGACUCUUUCCAAGGACUGACAAAUCCCUGACAAAACGAGACAUUGUCACUGAGGGGUAUUUCCAGGAGCUGUAUCCCAGAGGUCUGGCUUGAAAAUGUCAGGAUCUCCGCACUCAAGCCAAUUACAGACAAAGGCAUACCCUAAAAACAAACCUAUUCAGAAUGUCAUUUUUGCUGUUGCUCAGAAUACAAUUUUCACAACUGAACAGGCUGCGAUGUAGAUUUUGACAGACUGGCUGAAAUGACACACAGCUCCUCAGGAAGGCUGUAGUACGCAUUCACCUGCCAAGUCGUUACAGAAUGGUACUGCAUAUGACUCAUCCUAUUUGGAAAAAAGCUAAAUGGCCCAAUAUCUUGUAUAAACCAAGGCUGUAACGCAGUAGCAAACCUGGUCUUCUUUUCGGUGUUCAGUGCUGAGAGAAAGAUGGCUGAUGAAAGUGAUCUGACAAAAAAGGUACAGCCUAUUGGUGCACGUAUAUGAUGCAGACCUGAAGGCAAGAGCAAACCUGGAUAAUGUCAAUCCAGGUAGCACAUAGGGGUUGACUGGAAGUGAUUGGUGGACACAAACCACUCUAACCAAAUUCAUGCUGGGUUGCAGCAUCUGCUGUUGGCUUAGUGAUCUGGUGUUUCCAAGGACAUCUGUGACCCUGCAGUGGAGCCCAUGGCACAGGCUGGAUCAGAAUGCUGUUAGGGCCAUUCUCUAUUUAUUAGGUAGAGCAGAACGCAUUUGAUACAUAAAAUGUGCACAAGUAUAAGAGUUUGUACAAAUCCACUGGAAAGAUCUAGGUGUAGAAGGGAAAACCCUAAAACCGAGUACCACUUUCCUCAUACCAGACCUGCCACCACAAUUAAACAAUUGUCUGCCUUUGAGUUUCUUGACCAGUCUGUCAGGUAUUCCUGAGCAGUGAGCACGGAGCUCAGUGUCAGGCUGUGACUGUGACUGAUCGUUGUUUUACAGGUGUGAGCUCAGCAGUGUUAGAUAUGGAUGAGUCCAGUCAGGUCAGCUGUGGUAAAGUCCUCUGUCCGCUCACUGCCUGCUCUGCAAAACAUGGCGUGAGGUGUGGGGUCAAGGUACAUACGUGUAACAUGCCCAUUAGAAAUAUAAUCAGUUCAAAUACGUUUUUGUGAUUACAUCAUAUGCAAGUAUUCAAACCAGUUUUCGCUGGGGUUGUGUCAGUAUCGCAGUAUGCCUUUUGUGUGUCAUAGCUGGACGUGAGGUCUAAUGUUUCUAAAUGCACAUAUUCGUGUUUUUUUAUCAAAAAGGUCUGAAUGAGUGAAGCUAGUCUGCCUGUGGAGGCUUUGCUCAUGUGCAGCUGUCUCCGUUUACCUCUUCCUGUUCUGCAGGUAAGGGUGAAAAGAUGAGGCGGUUUCGUUACAGUCUGGUUCCAGAGAACAAUCUCUGGAUUGCUGCACAACACUUGACAGACGUUUCCAUGUAAUUGAGAAACGUAGAUAGGUGACAAACAAGAGGGGGCUUGUUUGGUUUGGAGUAGCUAAUUGAUCACAGGAUCUCAUUCAGCUAUGUGGCUGGACAACUCCUGGCUCCCACAUGUCUCCCGUCCCAGGUGUCCACUGAACGUCAUGGUCACUGGCUGUUCUAAAAGCCUGAAUUUCUCUGGGUCACUAUCGACACAAUGAGUUGACACGUAGUGAAAGAAAUGUGUUUUAAUUCAAGUUUACACUGGAGUGCCCAUCUACUACUUGUACUUGUCUUUUGUACCUGCUUUUACAAAUAAAGCUGUGUGAAAUCCUGACGGUUAAA